UAUAACUGGGAGGACCCUCAUAGGGCAACCGGAAACUUGCCGGCCACAGUUGAGUCCCCAGGGCAUGGGCUUUAUCCCUCUUUGAUUCUUAACGUCACAUGAUGUCUUUGGGGGUUUUGUGCCGUGAUGUGGCUCUUUCUCAGAGUUAGCCAAGUUCUUUUGCUUUCAGCCCAUUCAGUCUUACUUUGAGGUACUGAACUGUGAGGGGCAGUGUUUUGGCCAGCUUCACAUGGGGUCCUGGCUUUGGCCAGUGACAUUGAGGGGGUGAGAGCCGCGGCAGGCAGCAGCUGGAGCCUCCAGGGCGUUCACUAUCCAACGACAAUGUUCCGGCUCAUGAUCAAACAAGCUAAGAGCCACCCGAGUUUGAUUCCUCUAUUCUUCUUCAUUGGACUCGGAGCUACAGGUGCUGGGCUUUACCUGUCACGUUUGGCAAUGUUCAGUCCUGAUGUUUGCUGGGACAAAAAGAAUAACCCUGAGCCAUGGAAUAAACUGGGCUAUAAUAAGCAAUACAAGGUAACUUCGUUGAGGAAGAAUUUGCUGAAAAUAUUUACUUACAGUUGCACUGUUGGAAGUAAAUUUACUUCUGAUCAUGCAUUGAAGAGGAAUAAAUAUUUAUUGCAGUGAACACUGAUUAUAAACAGCUGAAAAAGAAUGGCCCUGACUUCUGAGAGAUUGCCAAAAUAUCUAAUUACUUCUGCUAAAAUGCCAAAAUCUUGCAAAACUGGAUGCACAACAUAUUCUAUUUUAAGUGAUUGUAUUUAUUGAUGAUGUUUUCUUUUAAUAUUACCAAAAAAUGUGUAAAGCUUGAUAACGUGCUUUAUACUAGCCUUGAUUUUUUAAAACACUGGAAAAAUUCAGUUUCGAUCAAAUAUGCUGCUUAUUGCAUUUCUGUCAUGUUGAUCAUGUCAAUCAUGUCAAUAAAUGUUCCAUGCUUUCAGAAUGCAAAUUUUAAUUCUACGAUGGUAUUUUGAAAAUGAGGCAUAUUUAGCUAAUUUAAGUUACAAUAUAGAGACUAAACUUUGAAAUUAAUGGACUUGAAACAAUAAAGAAUUUUAGGUGCAUAUAAUUAACAAAAAGGGUUUAUGGUACUCAAACUCUAAGAUUUAAAUUGUAUCUGUGCAAUACUCAAUCAAUGGAAUUAUCCAUGAAGUUUAAACAUACUGAAAUGUAAUUGAGGCAAUAAAAUAAAUAAAGUAUGCAUUAUCAUGAA
Molecule: messenger RNA, 1210 nt
Organism: Stegostoma tigrinum
Lineage: Eukaryota; Metazoa; Chordata; Chondrichthyes; Orectolobiformes; Stegostomatidae
Product: cytochrome c oxidase subunit NDUFA4-like
Exons: 4
Coding region: 322-624 (100 amino acids)
Source: RefSeq, a predicted model, not a curated record